Messenger RNA from Eleginops maclovinus (Patagonian blennie), 3076 nucleotides. Its product is annotated as gamma-aminobutyric acid receptor subunit gamma-3-like. Gene Ontology annotation, molecular function: benzodiazepine receptor activity; GABA-A receptor activity; inhibitory extracellular ligand-gated monoatomic ion channel activity. The transcript is spliced from 10 exons. NCBI's taxonomy places the organism in Eukaryota, Metazoa, Chordata, Actinopteri, Perciformes, Eleginopidae. The coding region runs from base 146 to 1519 and encodes 457 amino acids. The record is from RefSeq and is a predicted model, not a curated record. Gene Ontology annotation, biological process: gamma-aminobutyric acid signaling pathway; nervous system process; regulation of postsynaptic membrane potential. Gene Ontology annotation, cellular component: postsynapse; GABA-A receptor complex; synapse.
CGCAGCAGAAAGUGUGUGGGCGGAUGAGGAAGUUCAGAGCGCGGAUUGAUGGUCACACACCUACUGUACGGGCACAGCAGCAGCAGCAGCGCCGGGAUCUCCAUCCACCCGUUUCUGUGUUAGGAGGGGAUCCGCGCCUGGGAAAAUGACAAUCAACUUUGGGCUCAUCCUCUUCAUACUUGUCGCUCAGGGUGCUCGUUGUGAUCUACUGGAAUAUGGCGACGACGAAGAAGAUCCUAACGAUACCACUGUCAAUCAAAUGCUGGUGCCCAGGUCGCACCAGGAGGAUGCCACGCUUAUUCUCAACAAUCUGCUCAAGGAAUAUGACAAGACGCUGCGGCCGGAUAUUGGAGUGAAACCGACGGUCAUCGAUGUGGGGAUAUACGUCAACAGCAUCGGGCCCGUGUCAUCCAUCGAUAUGGAGUACCAGAUCGAUAUUAUCUUCGCCCAGACCUGGGUGGACACCCGUCUGCGCUUCAACAGCAGCAGCAGCACUCGGCUGACCCUCAACAGCAAUAUGGUGGGAUUAAUCUGGCUGCCCGACACCAUCUUCAGAAAUUCCAAGAACGCCGACUCGCACUGGAUCACGACGCCCAAUCAGCUGCUCCGGAUCUGGAACAAUGGGAAAGUGCUCUACACGCUGAGGAUGACCAUCAACGCAGAAUGCCAGCUGCAGCUCCAUAAUUUCCCGAUGGAUGAACACUCCUGUCCUCUCGUCUUCUCCAGCUACGGCUACCCACGAGAUGAGAUUAUCUACAAGUGGAGCCGCAACUCGGUGGAGACUUCGGACCAGAAAUACUGGAGGCUGUACCAGUUUGAUUUCAUGGGGCUCAGAAACUCCACGGAUGUUCUCACGACAACAGCAGGCGACUACGUGGUGAUGACGGUGUACUUCGACCUCAGCAGGAGGAUGGGCUACUUCACCAUCCAGACCUACAUCCCCUGCAUCCUGACCGUGGUUCUGUCCUGGGUCUCCUUCUGGAUCAAGAGCGAUGCCACGCCGGCCCGCACCGCUCUAGGAAUCACCACAGUGCUGACCAUGACCACGCUGAGCACGGUGGCCAGGAACUCGCUGCCCAGAGUGUCCUACGUGACGGCCAUGGACCUGUUCGUCACCGUCUGUUUCCUGUUCGUCUUCGCCGCCAUGAUCGAGUACGCCAUGCUCAACUACUGCGCCUACAGUCUGCGCCAACCUCCUGCCAAGACACAGAGAAUGGUAAGGGAGAGUGUGAGCAAGGCCUACUCCUCUUUCACCAUGGGCCACGCCCCUCGCUCCAUGAUGCCCAUGGGCAACUCGUUGUUCUGGCAGGAGUACGACGACAACUGCCUGUACGAGUGCCUGGACGGGAAGGACUGCAAGAGCUUCUUCUGCUGCUACGAGGAGUGUAAAGAAGGCGGCUGGAGGAAAGGACGCAUCCACGUCAACAUCGGGGAGCUGGACGCCUACUCCCGGGUGUUUUUCCCCACCUCCUUCCUGCUCUUCAACAUAGUCUACUGGGUCAGCUACCUCUACCUCUAGUGGGUCUCGGGCUGUGACACGUGGGGCCCCUGCUGAAACAGCCACAGCCCACUUUGCACCGCGGCCCGAGAUUUAAGGUCAACACUAAGGAGGAAACACGGUGGAUAAGGAAAGACGUGCCACCUUCUGGAGCGGCGAGACGUACACGUGUGCUGCGGAGGCCGUGGUACUUUGAGCGAUGGCACUCCCAGGAGAUAUAAACGCUCGACUGUAGAUCAACAAGCCGCCAGCAUUAACUUGAAUGGUCCCGUUUAUGGCUCUCUCUCAGAAACCAAACCACAGACGGCUGUGGCUUCGGGGACGGGGUUGCAUUGCUCAAUCUUGGUCAUCGAGACGGCGAAGCACCCAUAGUGCCUUCUUUAGAAAGGGUGCGGCACCCAGAGGACCCCUUGCUUCAAAGCUCAUCUUCUUUAGGCAGCAGCGGUUGAAGGGACGGCUUCGGCAAUUGUCAAUAAAUAACACUCACUGUACAUGGGCUCCCGGGCGUCCUCAUCUGGAGGAGAUGGAUGGCAGUUCUAUGAUGAAACCGAAAGGACAUGGGACACAUUAGAGGGUGUUUCACCAAAUUACACUCAACAAAUUAAACUAAUACUGGUAGGAGAAGCAAACAGUUGGCCUUUAACGUCAUAAAGUUUCCUCCCACGCCUCAGCCGCCCCUCAAUCGCCGCUGCUUGAACCCCUAUAACCUCACACCCCCACCCCGCCGCAUGCUGAGCUGUCUAUUCUUUAAUGAACCUGUGACACCACUGGAAAUGUUUAAAACUAGCACUCACUUUUAGUUAACCCUUAGGAAUAGUUUCUUAUAAUAGCAACCUUUUCUUCUUCUUCUUGUAAUUGACUAUAAUUAGAAUUAGUUGUAUUUUUCACAGCGAGGCGCCACCCCCUGUUGAUCGUAGGGCGUGAGUCAGUGGUCGUCUUGUUCAUGAUGCUUCACGAGCGAGCCAUGCAGAUUACAGUAGUUGCCAAGAACAUUUGGGUGUUUUAUAAGAAAUGCCGGGUUACAUUCUGACACACAAUGUAUAACAAGUGCAUCAAUACAUACCAAACAUGCUAGUCUCAUACACGGAUGGGCAUGUAAUGUAUGUUACAGUAUAUGAAUACACAGAUUAGGGUUAGAGCAGUGCCGGUUUCCAGAUAUAGGACAUCUACUUUUCCUUAUUUACACGCACAAUGAUGUGAUAUUAUUAUUAUCCAUGAGGCCUCUGGAUUACUUUAGUCUGAAGGGAAAGUUCAACAUGUUCUCAUAAAUAGCUGGAGGCUAAUAAUUGGGAAUGUGUUUUCACAAGUCCAAAACAAAGAGUCCUAGAUGAAAACCUGUUCCCAAAUGAAGCUCAACCCCUCCAUACAUUAUUUUCACAUUUUGUGUUGCAGCAGUGUUGGUUAAUGGGUAAAGGUCACCCAGCAGGACCUCUAAAGUCUGAGUCCACUUCCUUCUGCUGGUUUAAGGAAACUAUGAACAAUAAACAAAAACCAGAUUCAAAUGUCCCACUUUGGACCUCAGUGAGCUUUAGAGGUGCUACUAGGCAGAAUGUGUUACCCACGGCUUCAUCUUACUCU